Messenger RNA from Dunckerocampus dactyliophorus (ringed pipefish), 1026 nucleotides. It is a transcript of the gene ncbp2, whose product is annotated as nuclear cap binding protein subunit 2. Gene Ontology annotation, biological process: mRNA cis splicing, via spliceosome. Bases 92 to 565 code for a protein of 157 amino acids. Lineage: Eukaryota; Metazoa; Chordata; Actinopteri; Syngnathiformes; Syngnathidae. Gene Ontology annotation, cellular component: nuclear cap binding complex. Gene Ontology annotation, molecular function: RNA cap binding. The record is from RefSeq and is a predicted model, not a curated record. The transcript has 5 exons.
AAAAGGACGGACUCACCAACCGGAACCGCCAUUGUUGUUCCGCGAAGCAGACGAAAGAAACGGCAACUUGCCUGUCCUCUGUUUAUCAACAAUGUCAGUGAAAUUGAAUGCGCUAAGUAGCGACUCUUACAUUGAUUUCAGUAAUUACAGAGACCAACAUUUUAAGGGUAAGUGCCACGAACAGGAGAAGCUACUGGAGUCGAGUCACACUUUGUAUGUGGGGAACCUUUCCUUUUACACGACAGAGGAGCAGGUACAUGAGCUCUUUUCUAAAAGUGGAGAUGUGAAGCGCAUCAUCAUUGGUCUGGAUAAAGUCAAGAAGACAGCAUGCGGCUUCUGCUUUGUCGAAUACUAUACAAGGGCAGAUGCAGAACAUGCGAUGCGCUUCAUUAAUGGCACGAGGCUCGAUGACCGUAUGAUUAGGACUGACUGGGACACCGGCUUCAAGGAAGGACGACAGUAUGGUCGUGGCAAGUCUGGAGGACAGGUGAGAGAUGAGUACAGGCAGGACUACGACCCAGCCAGAGGUGGCUAUGGAAAGUUGGCUCAGCAGCACAGAGUUUAAGACGGCCACAAUAGCUAUUAAAGGGAGUCUGUCUUGGUGACACAAUACUUUCGCCCUGGACCAGUUUGUUCCGCCCCCAACACUGCCAUUAUGUGUUGAAGUAACCACAUAUUCAAUACAAAUUUUGAAAGAAUUAAUAGCAGGUGGGUACUAACGACUGGACCCUUGAUAAGUGGUAUUUAUUGUUUUGACAGACUGUCUCUGUGACAUGGAGGAUAUCAGUCAUAUUCAUUGUGUUUUUUUUCCCUUAAAGUUGUCAUUGCUAUGUACACACAUGGAGCGGUAGCUUUAAUAAGAUGGAGUCUUUUGUGUCAUCUCCGCUUCGUAUAGUUGCAGAGGUAACAGAAAGAAAACUUAUUGCAUGUUUUUUUUUUUUUUUUUUACUUUAUUUUAUUUUUUACCAAUUAACAUGAAUCAAACAUGCCCCAAAUUCUGUUUUUAAAUAAAGUUAUAUAUUUCUA